This is a messenger RNA of Racocetra persica, 327 nucleotides long. Lineage: Eukaryota; Fungi; Glomeromycota; Glomeromycetes; Diversisporales; Gigasporaceae. The record is from the annotation of a GenBank genome assembly.
GUGUUAUGAUUCAACUGAGAAGAGUUUCUCAGAAUAUGCUUGAGGGUUUAUUUGGAACAAUCAGAAAAAUGGGUGGUGAUUCUUCUACGCAAACUGUUCAAUCCUAUGGGUAUGUGAUAAACAAAUUAACAAUUACAAUGCAAAUGACAUCAGAAAUAAAAAGCUUGAAUUAUGGUUCAGCUGAUGGUUUAGACAUGCUCACUGAUUUAAAACAAAGCACACAAUGGCUCACAACAUGGUCAACAAAUAUGGAAAAUAGAUUAAAUAAUUACAAAUGUGCGGGUGACUGGUUUAAUAACUUUCAGUUGUUGGCUCCAAAUAAUAUCA